AUGGGGUUGGCCAUGGAGAUGCAGACAAAUCUUAUUGAAACAUUUGAUAUAAUUGAAAAUCAUAUUCAAAGAUCUGCAGCUUACAAAGAUAUUACAAAAAAUAUAGAAAAAAUAUUUUUUUUUUGUCAAUCCAGAGUUAAAAUUGAGAUAGCUUCUUCACAAUCAUAUCACUUCUUGAUGUCUUCUGUUGAUGAAAUUUUAGGCGCAAUUAAUGAUAGUGAUAUUACCAACUUCAUAUCCACAUUCACUACUGGCGAAAAUAAUAUUACCUCCACCUCCACAUCCAUGAAAAACACUACUGGCGAAAAUGGUAAUAUAACUGCCUCCACCUCCAACAACAGUAAUAAUGUUAUCACCGAUCUCAGUAGUUUUUCUUUAAUAGAAUUACUUAUUUCAUCUAAUACAUAG
Entrophospora candida is the source of this 408-nucleotide messenger RNA. Lineage: Eukaryota; Fungi; Glomeromycota; Glomeromycetes; Entrophosporales; Entrophosporaceae. The record is from the annotation of a GenBank genome assembly.